AUGACCACUCAGGACGUUACCUCCAGUGUCCCGAGCAAACACGACUUGUCAGCUCUCCAAAUGGGGCCUCAAAAAAAGGUUUCCUCAUCCGAUCUGCUUGUCUCUCAUGGACGCCACUUUUGUCGAAUGGUAUUCGUGUUGUGCAACUACCCUUCCUUACUCACCAAUGGCAUCUUAAGACUGGAGCUACUGGAGGAUACCCCUUUGGAGAAAUUCUCUGCUGAAGAGUGCCGAGAACAUUACAUCUUUGAGCAACUCUUAGACUCAUAUCCCAGCCUUCUGGAACGACUGAAAGAUGGAUCUGAGGAGGAAAUACUCCACAUUGGAGAACUGAUUGGUAAGGGAGCUGCAGGUGCCAGAGGGGAAGCUAUACAACCUCCUUUACAUCGAAACUCCAAGAUUGACCGCAGUUUUAACCACGAACUUAUGGGUUCUCUACUCUGUCCCACUGGAUUGAACUGGAAUAACCCUCAUCUGUGGGGAUCAAUGACCCAUUUUUUGUAUGCCCACCGUACUUAUGACCCUGAAGACCUGUGGUGUGGUCUUCUCAGGAGCCACUUACUAGUGUUUGCUUACAAGUAUGUUUUCACGUUCCCAAGAAAUGUUCGCCUCCAUGGCAUAAAUUCUGUUACCAUCACUUCUGUGGCUUAUAUCACAACUCAGGUGCAAUUUGCUCUCAGCUCAUCCUCAGUUUUCUCAUGGACCGACACAACCAUGGACUCUGAGAUGUUUUAUCAUAGCCUUCUCAACCUCUUAGAAGACCCUGAGGAAUGCCAAGAAGUUGAUGAACUGCUAACCUGGUGGAAUCACCAAGUAUUUCCCACUUCCUCUGCUGUGAAGAGACCUAUCAGUGCCAACAGCACCUUAUCCAAGAUCCAACAAAAAUGCCUUGCCCUCAAACAAGCCACAAAUCAGGUUACUGUAUCUCCAUAG
This is a messenger RNA of Suillus subalutaceus, 933 nucleotides long. RefSeq lists its product as uncharacterized. The record is from RefSeq and is a predicted model, not a curated record. The transcript has 10 exons. Bases 1 to 933 code for a protein of 310 amino acids. NCBI's taxonomy places the organism in Eukaryota, Fungi, Basidiomycota, Agaricomycetes, Boletales, Suillaceae.